Messenger RNA from Monopterus albus (swamp eel), 1949 nucleotides. RefSeq names its product LysM, putative peptidoglycan-binding, domain containing 3 (gene lysmd3). Gene Ontology annotation, cellular component: Golgi apparatus. Lineage: Eukaryota; Metazoa; Chordata; Actinopteri; Synbranchiformes; Synbranchidae. The coding region runs from base 196 to 1173 and encodes 325 amino acids. The record is from RefSeq and is a predicted model, not a curated record. Gene Ontology annotation, biological process: Golgi organization. The transcript has 3 exons.
AAACCGUACUAGCCACAUAGGUGAACGUUUAGCACUAGCUUAGCUCGUGUGGACGGUCCUCAGUACACUAACUAAGCCGAACUGUGGACGUUUGCUGUACACUCCUUUUAGUACAACACCGACCUGACAGUUCAUUGAAACCAGUGAUGUAGUGCUGAUUAAACGGGCGUCUUCCUAAACUGUGAAGAAAAAAAAAUGUCCAGUAGAAGCCAGCACUAUGGAUUCCAGUCAGCCACCAUGGUGCAGCCUUCCAGUGGCAGUCAUGCCUAUCUAUUUGGAAACCACAGCUCAGAGAAUGACCUGUCAGAGGAGGAUGGGGAGAGCUAUGAGCUGCGCCCACGUGGCAGAGAGAGGCUGCGGAGCAGCACGUCCAGAGAUAGGAUUGAUAUAAUCUACCUAACCAGGGAUAUCCAGGAGGGCGACACCCUGAACAGCAUUGCCCUGCAGUACCACUGUUCAGUGGCUGAUCUUAAGCGAGCCAACAACCUCUUGACAGAGCAGGACUUUUUUGCCCUGCGCUCAGUUAAGAUUCCUGUGAGGCGUUUCAGUGUCCUCACUGAGAGUCACAGCACUGGACCCAUCAAAUCUGCCUCCCCUGCCACCCCGUCAGGUGCCAAGCGCCUGCCUCAGAUCUCUCCUGUUACCUCCCUCCCUUCGGAGUCUUCCACAGACUCCUCGUCUUCAGACAGUGUGGAAGGAUUCCUCCUCGAAAAGGACAAGGACAUUGAGCGAUUGGUGAAAUCCACAGGCCCGUCCCGGAGCAGCCUGAAUGAGGUCGUAUCCUCCUUAUCGCUGCAGCAGCCACUGCUAAGAGAAGUAGAGUAUAAACCAGCACAAAGAAAGGACCCUUACUACGGGGCAGACUGGGGCAUGAGAUGGUGGACGGCUGUGGCCAUUAUGCUAAUUGUUGGUAUUGUCACACCUGUGUUUUAUCUGCUGUACUACGAGGUUCUCAUGAAAACUGACAUCAGCCGUCAUGGAAUUCCUACAUCAGCUGAUGGCAUUCCUAAUGACAACAGGCCCCAUGAACACCACCAUAAUAAUUUGGACCUUUCUGAUGGGAAAGACCAUGUAGAGGCUGGACCUGGACAGCAUGUUGGAAAUGUGAUUAAUGGAGAUUCCCAGGGACAUGGUGUGGACAGAGCAGGAGAUGGUGGACUUGUAAACAAAUAGCAAGGGAUUAUGACUUUGCUUUCAAAUUUGUUGCUAGCUCAUAGACCUAAUAAAAUUGAGUGGACGUUCUCACUUGAGUUUUUGACUUGAUACUGCAACAGUCACUUUAUAGCGACAACUCAUUUUUGUAAGGCAGAGAGACUAGGAAUAAGGCCACAAUCAUUCCUUGCGUCGGUCCACUGAGUCCAUACUUGUUUUUCCGAGUGUCGAUGGGCAGAAAAUGAGGCAGUUUUUGUGCUGUUGCAUUUUCACUAAGCAUCACAAAUUGAAUCCAAGUUAAAAAACAAACCAAGAAAGACAACAUUACUGUAACCACUUUGUUUACAGAUGGAUCAGUGACCAUGCCUCAAUGAACCAUCAGUCCUGUGUAUUUGAAUUCUAAGCGGUUUUUAUUGACUUUGGUCUAGCUGUAUUUCCUGUACAUGGUAACAUUGUUGUAUACUUUAUAAAACUUUGUUGGAAAGUUAUGAUAGCUUGCUCUGCAUUUAACGCAAUUAAUUUAUUUCAGUACUAUUGCGCAUUGGUCUUUACCAUCAGUAUUGGAAGUUACUCAUACUUGUAAUUAUAUGAAAUGUUAGACCUUGUUAUAUAGCCCUUUAUUUUUUAAUCACUGUGCUCACUUGACAUUUUAUGAAAAAGCAUUGUGUUGUUGACAGUACGUGCCUUUCAACCUGUGGAAGUGUGCUACAGGCUGGAGAAUAAAUAUAUCUAUUUUGAAUAAAUUAUUGGCAACAUGCACAUAGUUUGGCAUUUCCUAUUUACACAAGUCUUUAUGG